Molecule: messenger RNA, 1077 nt
Organism: Lineus longissimus
Lineage: Eukaryota; Metazoa; Nemertea; Pilidiophora; Heteronemertea; Lineidae
Product: paired box protein Pax-6-like
Exons: 4
Coding region: 1-933 (310 amino acids)
Biological process (GO): hematopoietic progenitor cell differentiation; endoderm development; regulation of DNA-templated transcription
Molecular function (GO): DNA binding; DNA-binding transcription activator activity, RNA polymerase II-specific
Source: RefSeq, a predicted model, not a curated record
AUGUCGGAUACCUCAGAUUUGGAGCAGCUGGAGACAGCGUUCAAGCGUGCCAAGUAUCCAGAUAUAUCCAUCUUGGAGGAGCUGAGCGGCCAGAUGAGAAUUCCCAUGGACAAGAUAGCAACAUGGUUCCAGAACAGACGCGCUAAGUUCAAACGAGACGCCAAGAGUGACCACAAGCUGUGGAUGAGGGAGCAGGUGUUCCAAAAGGUCGACAAACCCUGCGGUAGUGUUAAACUAGACCAUGUCAUCAGCCCGAUAGAGCCCAAGAAUGAGAGGCUACCGUCUUCAAAUGUGCAUCAUUUGCCCGAGACAACACACCAACCCUUCCUGCCGUCGAUAAACCCGUACAGUCAGAUUCCCGUUACCAGGAGCGACCAAUCACUCACAGAUUCCAACAGUCACGUGCCGUACUUUCCACCAAUCGUAACACAAGAGUACCAGCAGAGCCGCAUUUCGCCAACGACAACAACCAACUGCAAUCGGCUUCCUCCGUACCAGACAGGAACACCUUACUACUCAGCGGAUGCAAGUGUUUUCGAACCACUUCCAUCAUACGGGGAUCCAACAACUCGCAGCUUGACGAAAAGUUCAUUAGAUUCGUCUGGAUUGACUUCGACUGCCUCUUCUGUUACGAAUAUGGCCAGUGGACAGAACUAUGGUGCUUACGUGAACCGCAGUGCCUUCCUGCACUACCCGAAUCCGAUACGUCAGCCACUUACGUCAUCGACAUCAGCGCCAUCUAACUUUCUCUUCGACAACAGCUAUUACCAGGACACUCAAUCGAACGGUUACCCUUUAAUUCCUUCCACGACGAGUUACAAAGCUACGUUGCCACUCCCAGGAUACGGUGCGCCGCCGAGUAUAUCCACAUCCGCAGGACCGUCCAAUGGCAUACAACCCUUCCCUGCACAGUGUCGAUUGGCUCAAUAUUAGAACUAGGCCUAUUGUUCGGUACAUUAUCAUCAACAUUUCACCCUCGAUGACUACCCUGAAUAAAAUACUACAUAUACUCUGCAUGUAAUAAAUCUACAUAUGUCAGCAUUGCCAAAUGUUGACUUUUCCAGUGCUUCAUACCUC